UGUUAGGUUCAAUGUCUUUGUGUCGCUCUUCACAAAUAAGAAUCGACCGUCUACAAUGUCGAAAGUAACUUUUAAAAUCACGCUUACAUCGGACCCAAAAUUGCCAUUUAAAGUUCUAAGUGUUCCAGAAGCGACGCCUUUUACCGCAGUUUUAAGAUUUGCUGCCGAAGAAUUCAAAGUUCCACCAGAUACUAGUGCAAUUAUAACAAACGAUGGUAUUGGAAUAAACCCUUCUCAAAGUGCAGGAAAUAUAUUCUUAAAACAUGGCUCAGAACUCAGACUAAUACCAAGGGACAGAGUUGGAUGUUGUAAAUGACUAUUUAUUGUAUAAAUAAUGAAUAAAUUUACCCAAAUGAUACUUGCA
This is a messenger RNA of Exaiptasia diaphana, 364 nucleotides long. RefSeq names its product ubiquitin-fold modifier 1. The transcript has 6 exons. Bases 56 to 316 code for a protein of 86 amino acids. Lineage: Eukaryota; Metazoa; Cnidaria; Anthozoa; Actiniaria; Aiptasiidae. Gene Ontology annotation, biological process: protein K69-linked ufmylation. The record is from RefSeq and is a predicted model, not a curated record. Gene Ontology annotation, cellular component: nucleus; cytoplasm.